Ustilaginoidea virens is the source of this 405-nucleotide messenger RNA. RefSeq lists its product as uncharacterized. NCBI's taxonomy places the organism in Eukaryota, Fungi, Ascomycota, Sordariomycetes, Hypocreales, Clavicipitaceae. Bases 1 to 405 code for a protein of 134 amino acids. The record is from RefSeq and is a predicted model, not a curated record. The transcript has a single exon.
AUGCGCAUCAAAGCCGCCCUUGCGCAGGCAGCCGCCUUGGUCCACGUCGGCCUCGCGUGGGACCACCACCCUCAAUGCCGAGGGAUUCUGCAGGCCAUCCAAAGCGGGGUGGCCGGCUGCACCGGGAGCGACUCCGUACCCAGCAUGGAGGUUGCGCCCUCGGCUGCCUGCGACGUGGGCUCCAUCAACUCAAUCCUCAGGAAUGGGGACCAAUUCUGCCAUCAAUGCGCCCAUGUGAUGGUCUACGUCAAACCAGCAGAGUAUGAGUGGGAGAUGGGCAGGCUUUUCUACAACAGCCCGCCGUACGCGGGUGCUUGGGAGAGCCUGGAGACGCUGGGCAACGCGUUUGACAAGCUGUGCUUUGCGGCUAAAGACGGAGUCUGCAUGGGCUGCGGCUAUUCCUGA